AUGAAUAAAUAAUAAUCGAUCGGAUAAUAUGUAUUUGGUAUAUAUUUUGAAGAAUGAAUAUAGGCAAAACCUUAGGAGAAGGUACCUUCGGAAAGGUGAAAUUGGCUACCCAUCAAACAACUUAAGAAAAGGUGGCAAUCAAAAUUUUAGAGAAGAGCAAAAUAGUGGAUACUUCUGAUAUUGAAAGAGUAACAAGAGAAAUUUAGAUUUUGAAAUAAAUCAGACAUCCAAAUUUAGUGUAAUUAUAUGAAGUAUUAUGUGAUUAUACUAAGAUAAUAGAAACUUAAAAAUAACUGUUUUUAGUAAUGGAAUAUAUAAAUGGUGGAGAAUUAUUUGAUUACAUUGUUUAAAAUUAGAGACUGAGAGAUGCAGAAGCAGCUAAACUUUUUGCUUAAUUAAUUUAAGGAAUAGAGU
This is a messenger RNA of Paramecium sonneborni, 414 nucleotides long. NCBI's taxonomy places the organism in Eukaryota, Ciliophora, Oligohymenophorea, Peniculida, Parameciidae. The record is from the annotation of a GenBank genome assembly.